Molecule: messenger RNA, 471 nt
Organism: Crotalus tigris (Tiger rattlesnake)
Lineage: Eukaryota; Metazoa; Chordata; Lepidosauria; Squamata; Viperidae
Gene: POLR3K
Product: RNA polymerase III subunit K
Exons: 3
Coding region: 33-359 (108 amino acids)
Biological process (GO): DNA-templated transcription; regulation of DNA-templated transcription; termination of RNA polymerase III transcription
Cellular component (GO): RNA polymerase III complex
Molecular function (GO): zinc ion binding; DNA-directed RNA polymerase activity; nucleic acid binding
Source: RefSeq, a predicted model, not a curated record
AUCGGGCAGGCGGACGUCCGAGGCACGCCGAGAUGCUGCUGUUCUGCCCGGCCUGCGGGAACGUGCUGGUAGCCGAGGAGGGCGCCCGUUGCCACCGCUUCGCUUGCACCACCUGCCCCUACGUGCGGAACGUCACGCGCAAGGUGACGAGCCGGCGCUACCCGAAGCUGAAGGAAGUGGACGACGUGCUGGGCGGGGCCGCCGCCUGGGAGAACGUGGACUCGACCGCAGAGCCCUGCCCCAAGUGCGGCCACCCGCGCGCCUACUUCAUGCAGCUGCAGACGCGCUCGGCCGACGAGCCCAUGACCACCUUCUACAAGUGCUGCAGCGCCCGGUGCGGCCACCGCUGGCGGGACUGAGCGGCCUGGGGAAGGCGCCCGCGCGAUGCUCCCCCGGCGGAGGAAGGGAGCCGGGAGUCGCUUUAAUAAAGUCGCUUUAUUCGCCCCCGGAGCUUACAGGGGCGCCCCCGGA